CGAGCGCGCGCCCUCUCUCUCUUAUCUCAAAUUGACUCCCAAAAGCCCUUCCUCCCUCCUUCCGGCGAUCGGCCACGGCUGCGGCGAUCGCGAUGAGCGCUGUGAACAUAACGAGCGUGGCGGUGCUCGACAACCCCACCGCCUUCCUCAACCCCUUCCAGUUCGAGAUCUCCUACGAGUGUCUCAUCCCCCUCGAGGAUGAUCUGGAGUGGAAACUUGUAUAUGUUGGAUCGGCCGAGGAUGAGAGUUAUGAUCAGAUGCUUGAGAGUGUGCUUGUUGGCCCUGUGAAUGUGGGGACAUACCGUUUUGUUCUUCAGGCUGAUCCUCCUGACCCUUCAAAGAUCCGUGAGGAAGACAUAAUUGGUGUUACUGUUCUGCUAUUAACCUGUUCCUACAUGGGGCAAGAAUUCAUCAGAGUAGGCUACUAUGUGAACAAUGACUAUGAUGAUGAGCAACUUCGGGAGGAGCCUCCCGCAAAGCUGCUGAUUGACCGGGUGCAGAGAAACGUAUUGACAGACAAGCCCCGAGUCACCAAGUUCACCAUCAAUUUCCAUCCUGAAACCAGUACUGGCGCAGGACAAGAGCAGCAGCAACAACAACAACCACCAUAGCCUAGUUCACCUGAAAAUCACCCACACAAAGGUGGCAAGCCCAAGCCCGAUCAAUGAUCCAGGUUGAAACUUGGAGUCCAUUAUUUUAUAUCUUGAUGCCUUCUAGGAUGGAUCGUAAAAUCAGAUGGCUUCCUAUGUGGUUAGUUGAACUGUCUCUUGUGAUGAAGAAGCUCACGUCACUAAACUAGAGUACUUUAACCGGAAGUGUGCAUUGGUUAGUCAUGUGCAUGUAGUAGGUAGAUUCUAACAAGCUACUGAAAUGGACAAAUGUUGAAUCCUUUUCCUGGUGAUGAUCGCAAGAUCCAUGCCUGCUUGCCUUUGGUUAUGUCAGCAACCAUAAGGUGAUUUUGAUAAUCAUUAGUGACUUCAUGUAGCAAUGGUCUACUGUAAAUCAAAGAUGCACCUUGGGCUGUGCUUGGUGCUAGGCUUGGCAACGGGGCGGAGCUGGGGAUGGCAAGAAUGGC
This is a messenger RNA of Oryza brachyantha (malo sina), 1075 nucleotides long. RefSeq names its product probable histone chaperone ASF1A. Gene Ontology annotation, biological process: DNA replication-dependent chromatin assembly. Gene Ontology annotation, molecular function: histone binding. Bases 93 to 611 code for a protein of 172 amino acids. NCBI's taxonomy places the organism in Eukaryota, Viridiplantae, Streptophyta, Magnoliopsida, Poales, Poaceae. The record is from RefSeq and is a predicted model, not a curated record. The transcript has 3 exons. Gene Ontology annotation, cellular component: nucleus.